This is a messenger RNA of Perkinsus marinus ATCC 50983, 564 nucleotides long. RefSeq lists its product as hypothetical. Bases 1 to 564 code for a protein of 187 amino acids. The record is from RefSeq and is a predicted model, not a curated record. The transcript has 2 exons. Lineage: Eukaryota; Perkinsozoa; Perkinsida; Perkinsidae.
AUGCGGCACUAUAGACGUCGGGUCAUCGCAGCUGUACCUUCCCUCACAUACAUCGAUAAGAGUCCUGUGAGUAGAGAGGAGAGGGCGGGCGCUGAAGCCUUCGUGAAGGGUGGGACCAAUGCAGAGAUCAGUGCCAGAAAAGCAUACUUGGAGGAGAAGAGGAAUGCCAUGGCUCAGCUGGUCACGGGCUUACGGCAAAUACAACGUCAAAGGCGAGAAGAGCUCAACUUGCCCGAACCCGAUCCUUACUCGACUGUUGAUGAGUGUAAUGAUGAAGACGAUGCUCCUAGCGAGGGCCAGGAAUGGCUGGGAUCAAAGGGGGAUGUAGUCUUCGAAGAAAAGCCUCGCGACCUGCACUUCGACCCGCCACCAAGGGUUGACGACGUACAUAACGGAAGUGCCGAGAACGAAGACUGUGCGGUUGUCUGUGGACGUGAUUCGGCUGAAAGGGACGACACGAGGGAUCGAGUCAAUGCAGAGGGAUUGGAGACAGUCAAGAAGGGACUGAAGGCGGAGAUGAAGGAAUACCUCCGAGCUUUACGUGAGCGGACACAUAUGGCAUGA